AUGUUCGGCGGCAACGGUCACAGCCGUGGUAACUUUGGCGGUGUUGAGAUGGGUGACCCAGGGAAAGUAUCCGUUUAUUGGGCCGGUAGCAAAGAAAAAGACAUUGUAGAUGUAAAGGAGUUGACGGAGGACAAUCUUAUGCAGAGGAACGGGUUCAGUGAGGAGAGUUUCGCAUAUCCGUUGGAUAAGAAAGUAACAGCGCCGGGGUGGGGACCGGAAGACCUUCACGACAAGGGAAACUGGCAAACGUUGCAUCUGCCGGAAUGCAUGGAGAAGGGACGGCACAUGAUGAUAUGGGUGUGGAGUUUUGGUGGUGCAAAUAAGUAUAGCACAUGUUUUGAUGUUAUGGUCGCGUGA
This is a messenger RNA of Alternaria postmessia, 357 nucleotides long. RefSeq lists its product as uncharacterized. The coding region runs from base 1 to 357 and encodes 118 amino acids. The record is from RefSeq and is a predicted model, not a curated record. Lineage: Eukaryota; Fungi; Ascomycota; Dothideomycetes; Pleosporales; Pleosporaceae. The transcript has 2 exons.